Messenger RNA from Arthroderma uncinatum, 2100 nucleotides. RefSeq lists its product as uncharacterized. The transcript has a single exon. The coding region runs from base 1 to 2100 and encodes 699 amino acids. NCBI's taxonomy places the organism in Eukaryota, Fungi, Ascomycota, Eurotiomycetes, Onygenales, Arthrodermataceae. The record is from RefSeq and is a predicted model, not a curated record.
AUGACCGUGGAGAUGGAGAAGCUGGAACUGCGGAAGAAGGAAGUCGAAACUGAAAAUGCACGAAUAGUGGAAGAAAACCGUGGCCUACUCGAUCAGCUGGAGAAGUUGAAUCAACUCCUCACAGAAUCAGAUGCACAAGUUAGGACCUUGACCACCACCCUGCAAAGUACACAGCUGGAGGUUAGACGGUUGUCGUCUUCCACCAAGCGUGUGGAACAGCUAGAGGAACAACUACUUCAACUAGAGAAUGAACAGGCACAGCUGGAGGAAACCCUGCUUGUAACGCAGGAAAGCGAGAGUGCGGCCAUUCAGCGAUGGAGAAAGGCGGAAUGCACUCUGGGGGACCUACAUGACCAACUUGAUCGAAUCGAAAGGGAAGCACGGCAAGAACGCGAGAAACAUGUUGAGAUGAUUGGGAGAUUGGAACGAAGGAGAUUGGUGGAGAGAGAUUUGGAUGCAGCUGCAGGUCGGAUAAAGGGGGCCGCAGCUACUGCCUCACUAUCACGUAGCGGAAAUGGAACGAACGUGGUGUCCCAUUUCGUGCGUGAUAUUCUGAAGGAUAACGCAAACCUCCAACAAUGUGUUACCGAGCUGAAAGAGAUGCUUCAUAACUCCAACGAGGACGUACGAUAUCUCCGUGAUCAACUUCAACUUCACCAACCCCUCGCUCCCAGCUCUAUAGAAGAAUAUGCCUACGGCAACCUUGUUCCUCUCAGCGAAGAGCUCGAAGACAAAGCGCCGGAACAGGUGCCUCAGGAAAUCCAUGUGCAUCAUCAUUUCCAUAACCCAAUAUCGACACCACCGAGGAGAGAGAAACAGAUCCCUAUACAUCGACGUCAAAAGAAAAGACGGCCAGUUCUACCUCCGACUCUUCAUGAGAUCUCUCCAAGGGCGCUGUCAAUGACGCAGUCCAUGCAUCGACCCACCAACUCGACGUCUUCAGUCUCUAGUACCUUCUCACAGGCUUCAACUUCACUACCACAUCACGGAGUGACGUCAGCCCUAUCCUCCAUCCCCAGUUCCCCGCUUUCAGGGUAUAGAACAUCAUCCAUAUUUGACCGGCAUGAUUCUGGCUUUGAUUCGUCUCGACCUACCAGCCCGGAGAGUGUGGUCUUCUCACCCCCACGAUACAAACCAAGCCACCGCCCGAAACUUUCUGAUGCCUCAUUUCGUUCUAUUUACGAAACUGAUGAGUACGAGAGGAGCGAAACUCGUACGUUAGCGAUUGAAGGAAUUACCGAUCCUCAGCCAGAAACGGAAAACUCUCAACCAUCUGAAUAUAACAGCACAAACAACAGCCCCGUCGAAGAAUUGCCGGACUCACAGCAGAAAAAUGAAGACCCCAAACCGCAAGAAUGUGACGACACGGACAACGGUCCUAUUGAGAAGACGGCAGAAAAUUCCAACGUAUCUAACCAGUCGCACAAAGAUACAGUGGAACCCCACCUUGAUCCCCCAAUUCAUCUUUCGUCAACACCUACCCAUCGAAUACGGCGUUCUGAUUCCCACGAAAGUCUCAUUUCUGUCUCCGGCAUGGAUAUACAUACGUCAAGUAAACCUCCCAGCUUGGCGUUAAUGUCUGCCCCAAGGUUUUUUCCAAGAACUCCAAAGCGUGUAUCAUAUACUGGUACAAUAUUCCCUUCCCCCGCCCCGGUUAUCUCGAAGACGAACGCGAUUGUGACUAAAGCGUCCUUGACCGGUGACCAAACGUCGAUUUCCUUGCUUUCUUCCGUUGUGUCUACAAGUACCAGAAACCUCCGAAUCGUCUCGGAUAGUGCCGUUCAAACUCAGAGCGAUACGGCAUCUACCAUUUCAGCAUCAUCAGAGCCCACGUUACCUUCCAAGGCCGGAGUACCUAUCCGAGGUGUCGGUAUUGGGAAGCGUAUGGGUGGCUGGGUACGGGAUAAGUGGUCCACAAACGCAGCUGAUGAGGUGGGUGGAUAUCCAUCCUCACUUCCUGCGGGAUCGUUUAUGGCAAGACCACCGGGCGUCAAUCAGAUUGGCCCAAUACUUGGAUUACGCCCUCCUCCACCAGCACCAGUAUCACUCCACCCAGAAAAUCUGAACCAAGAUCUACUACAAGAGUCUCUACUCGAAUAA